UGUUUUUGCCUUUGGUAAUACUAUGGAAUCAGCAUCACCCACCAAACUCAAACAUGAAUCUAUUCCUCCUCCGAUUUUCUCAUUGACCAAACACGCCCUUUGAAGCUCUGAUAUAUUCCAAAUCCCAAUUCUACUCUUCUCGUACUCAUACUCACACUCACAUGGAGGCUGCAAAUUCUGGUGAUGAGGAGGCCCCGCUCGUUGUCGACGAUUUAUCCAUCAAGAGCUCUCACUCUCAGAAUUACACAAGAGAUGUUUAUAUUCUCAGCUUCGCCUUCUUGUUGAUCUUCCUCGCCUAUGGUGCCGCUCAGAACUUGCAGAGUACUCUCAACACUGAGCAUGCUUUGGGUACAACUUCAUUGGGGAUUUUGUAUACGUCUUUCACCUUUUUCUCUCUGCUCGCCUCUAUUGUGGUUCGCUUUCUGGGCUCAAAGAAUGCUUUGGUUCUUGGGACUACUGGUUAUUGGUUAUUUGUUGCUGCAAAUUUAAAACCAACAUGGUAUACAAUGGUUCCAGCUUCUUUGUACCUUGGUUUUGCUGCUUCUAUAAUCUGGGUUGGCGAGGGUACGUAUCUAACUUCUGUAGCCCGAAGUUAUGCAAGAGACUCCAGCUUGCAUGAAGGAACAAUUAUUGGGAACUUCAAUGGAAUAUUUUGGGGAAUGUUUGCCGGUCACCAGUUUGUUGGGAAUCUUAUCUCGCUUGCUCUCCUAAGAGAUGGAACAGACGGAAGUACGAGCGGGACAACUUUAUUGUAUGUUGUGUUCCUUUGCAGUAUGACCUUGGGUACUAUACUUAUGUGCUUCCUACAAAAACGGGAUGGUAAAGGAGAGGAGGCCCCUGAAUCUUCUUCUGUAUCCUUGUAUGUUUCACUGAUAGCUCUGUUGAAGUCAGUCAUCACUCCUUUGUUAAAUGCUCGGAUGCUGUUGAUUGUUCCUCUUAUGGCAUAUUCAGGACUACAACAAGCAUUUGUGUGGGCAGAAUUCACCGAGUAUAUUGUAACCCCUGCACUGGGUGUAUCUGGUGUCGGAGGUUCAAUGGCGGUGUAUGGGGCUUUUGAUGCAAUAUGUUCUCUGGCUGCUGGUCGACUUACUUCUGGUCUCAAGUCCAUCACUCUCAUAGUAUCCGGAGGUGUUUUUGCACAUGUUAUUGUGUUCCUCUGGCUCCUCCUUAAGUACAGCGCAACUAGUGGAGUACUCGGAGUCUUAUACCCACUUCUGAUGGCAGCUCUAUUGGGCAUUGGUGAUGGAGUACUUAAUACACAGCUUAAUGCUUUAAUUGGAAUACUCUUCAAGCAUGACACGGAAGGAGCAUUUUCACAGCUGAAGGUGUGGCAGAGUGCUUCCAUUGCAGUCGUUUUCUUUUUGAGCCCACACAUCUCAUUGCAAGCAAUGCUGUUGAUUAUGCUAGCUGGAAUAUGCAUCUCCUAUGGUGGGUUUCUUUUUCUGACUCUUUUGAUGGAGAGAGUUUGUUCCCCAUCCAGUUUGUAAUAUUUUAAUCACAAAGCAGAGUAAGUACAUACAUAUGUAUGUAUAUGUAAACUGAUUCAUACUGCCAUGCUGAAGCUGCGUGUAAAUCUGGUCAAUAAUGAUUCAAGAUAUAUGUCUAUUUUUCCCAA
Messenger RNA from Humulus lupulus (European hop), 1615 nucleotides. Its product is annotated as UNC93-like protein 3. The record is from RefSeq and is a predicted model, not a curated record. The transcript is spliced from 10 exons. Gene Ontology annotation, biological process: potassium ion homeostasis. Lineage: Eukaryota; Viridiplantae; Streptophyta; Magnoliopsida; Rosales; Cannabaceae. The coding region runs from base 162 to 1487 and encodes 441 amino acids.